Messenger RNA from Chelmon rostratus (copperband butterflyfish), 2975 nucleotides. RefSeq names its product transmembrane protein 266 (gene tmem266). The coding region runs from base 1 to 1839 and encodes 612 amino acids. Gene Ontology annotation, molecular function: voltage-gated channel activity. Gene Ontology annotation, cellular component: plasma membrane. The record is from RefSeq and is a predicted model, not a curated record. The transcript has 11 exons. NCBI's taxonomy places the organism in Eukaryota, Metazoa, Chordata, Actinopteri, Chaetodontiformes, Chaetodontidae.
AUGGGACCUGCAUAUUCUCAUGCCCCUCCUGUGAAUGACUUUGAGCAGAGAUCAGCGGGAAAGCGGAGCUCGGCCUCGUCUGGCAUCUCCGAGAGCGACAGGCCCUGCAUUCUGAUGACAGCCAGGGUUGGGGCUAAGAGAAGGGAGAAAGAGAGGGAGCAGGGGAAUGGAGUGGAGUGGGAGGAGGUGGAGUGGAGAGUGGAGUGGAGUGAAGGGGUUCCUCCCCAGGCCGGCACCUCUGAGCUGGAGGUGAUCUCCCAGCAGGUGGAGGAGGACAACCAGUGCGUGGCCCCAGUUCAGCUGGUCAGCUUCGCCUACAGAGACUUGCCUUUGGCCGCCCUGGACAUAUCCCUCGCUGGAUCCCAGCUCAUCUCGAAUCCAGAUGAAGAGGACAACAGAGAGGGGUCGAACUGGCUGAAGCCAUGCUGUGGGCGGAGGGCAGCGCUGUGGCAGGUCUGCCUGCUGUCGGCGGGCUUCAACUGUUUCCUGGUGGCCUGUGUCAUUCUGGUGGUGCUGCUGCUGACGCUGGAGCUGCUCAUAGACACCAAGCUGUUGCAGUUUAAUAAUGCAUUCCAGUUUGCCAGCAUCAUCCACUGGAUCAGCCUGGCUAUUCUCUCCGUUUUCUUCACCGAGACGGUGUUCAGGAUCGUGGUGUUGGGGAUAUGGGAUUACAUAGAGAACAAAGUAGAGGUGUUUGAUGGAGCUGUCAUUGUCCUUUCUCUGGCCCCCAUGGUGGCCUCCACAGUGGCCAACGGCCCCAGCAGCCCCUGGGACGCUAUCGGUCUCAUCAUCACACUGCGCAUCUGGAGGGUCAAGAGGAUCAUUGAUGCAUAUGUGCUGCAAGUGAAGGUGGAGAUGGAGCUGGAGAUCCAGCAGUAUGAGAAGGCCAAGGCGGUGAGGGAGGAACAACUUGACCGGCUCACCCAGAUCUGCCAGGAACAGGCAUUUGAAAUCAGGCAGCUCAGGGCCCACCUGGCCCAGCAGGACCUGGAUCUGGUAGCAGAGCGUGAAGCAGCCAUGCAGAUCCACCAUAUGUGGGGUAAACAGAGCAGCAGUUUUCAGGAGGUGGACGGACUGGCCCCUGGGGCCUCGGAGCAUCACGGGCCAGCUAAAGCUAGAGAGCCUGGGGGGCCUGCAGAUCACCAUGGUCAAGAUGACAUGAACAACUACAUCAGCCAGUACUACAGUGAGCCAAGCAGUGAUAUGGGGAUCCCAGACCCUGCACGUGUCAUCACCACAGCAGCCAUAGACGUGCACCUGCCUAACAACCCCAGCCAGCUUCCCUCCUCUCUGGUGAGUGCCGACGCGGUGACGUCCGGCCGCUUGCAGCGCACCGGCAGCUCGGUCAGCGAAGCCUCCACCACCACAGUGUCCCGCACCAGCUUCAGCGCCCGCCAGCACAGCAUCAGCAGCCACACGCUGGGCUCCACCACGGACUGCAGCUCCACGGUGCGUGAGGCCUCCACCUCCACAGAUUACAGCGACCAACGCUGCUACCCUCCGCCCUACAGCAGCCCUCUAGCCCUGGGCACUCAGCCGCGAGGGAGUCCCAGCGCCGUGGUGCAGGAGCUGCUCUCCUCUCUGUCCGAGGACUCCUGCCUGGCCCAGAAGGGCCUGGACCCCGUCAACCUGAAACCGCCCAGCCCAGCCGGUUCCACCAAGACCAGCCCUGAGCUGGAGCACAGGGUCAACAUCUACAACAAGAGGAACCAGGAGAGCAGAGUUGGGCUGCACUCUAAGCCUCUCAUCCACCUGCAGGGCAACGAGCCUCUUCUAGAGGAGAAGUACAGGAUGAUGGAGCCAGUAGACGCUCCAGUAAACCGUCUGUCAGAAACAUAAGACCCUGCCUGACAUGUGGAUCGGCACAGGACUCGCUCUUCAGAUCAACCGCAAAAAUUAACGCUCUACUAAACUCCGGUGUUGUUGGGAGGCACUGGCACAUAAACUGUAUGUCUGUCAUCCUCUUUGUACUGUUGGGACUGAGAGGAUGAACUCACCAGAGCAGCACAAAAACAGAGGGUAAGGAAGACUGGAGGAGGCAGACUUGUCAUCAGGCACCACUUAUCAGGAAAUGACAUUCACACAAACAUUUUUUGAGUUUUCUGAAAAAUUUUACCAAAAGAAACCAGCAACAGGGCUCGAGCCCAAAACGUUCAGACAACUGGUCUGUGCAGAAAAAACAUCUGGCUUUUGAUAUGUUAAGUUGUGGUUUGAUUGGGAAGUGAGACCGGUGAGGGGACGGUGCUCAGGGCUUAGUUCCUCUGAUACACUUUGUAGGAACUCACUGGACUGAUAAGAUCAUGUAUUGGAGGGCCACGAACUGAAACACUUCUCGCAAGCUACGAGGCAUGGAUUUUAUCACAAGUGCAGGUGUAUCAGCUGUUUUGAUAGUCAGUCUAAUGUCUCCAAACUCACAAAGAACAGUCCUCUUUGAUGGGGCUGCUGCAGGGUACACUGGAUCAGUCUCGACUCCUUUCUAAUCUUUGUCUUUCUAUAUUAGCAAUGUUGAAAUUUUUAUCUAAAUUCUAUGAGAGGAAAGAGCGUGGAAACCUUUUGACUGGUGGACGUUCCAGGUGCCAUGACUGGAAUCUGAACAAACCCAGCUGAGACAGUGCUUACAGAGAUUUUGCAGACUACAGCAUGACCCUCGUGCACAGAAUCGAUUAAAAACCCACCUGCACAUGAUCGAUUUGACAUCAUCCAGGUCUAAAAUGUUACCUUUUUAUGAUUUUAAUGUUUGGAAGCUGUGUAAAUAUUUCAGGAUGGGUUUGAUCAUCAUAUCACAGCCAAAAAAGUAGUGAGGGAAUUGAAGUGGAGCUAUAAUAAAAUGUUAAAAAGAAAAUUAUAGCAUGAACCUUUUAAGAUUUGCCUCUUGAAUAUCGAAACUAACCCUGUUUAUUGUACUGUCAACAGGCAUUUUCUAUCUUGAAUAUGUAAAGAGGGCAUUGCAAAAUGAAUCCAAUAAAGGGAAAACA